CAGUUCAUCAUAAAUGUCUUCUUUUGUGGUGUUAUUUGUUUGUACCGUUUGUUCAUGUUAUAAAAAGUUAAUAAAAGCUUAAUAUUUUACUAAGGUCUAGUGUGCAAUAUUGUUAACUUAUACCCAGUCGCCAAAACUAAUAUUCGUUAACCACCGUUUAGUUGUGGUGUAACAAUCAGUUAAGAAAAUUGUGUUAUAUUUGUAGUGCAUUUGAGCGUGGUGUUCAAAAAUAACAGUGUGUAAAUGGUUUGUUAGUGUAGAAGCAAAGCUAUAAAGUACUAACAAUGACUACAAACCCCAGAAAGGGCACCGACCCGGUGCCUAUGGAAGAAAGUGACCAGCUGACUAUAAGGCCCUUGGGUGCUGGUCAGGAAGUUGGCAGGUCCUGCAUCAUGUUGGAGUUCAAAGGGAAGAAAAUUAUGCUGGACUGUGGCAUUCACCCGGGCUUGUCAGGGAUGGAUGCUCUACCUUUUGUGGACCUCAUUGAGGCUGAUGAAGUGGAUCUCCUACUGAUUUCUCAUUUCCACUUGGACCACAGCGGAGCUCUACCGUGGUUCCUAACGAAGACAUCAUUCAAGGGCCGAGUGUUUAUGACACAUGCUACGAAAGCCAUCUACAGGUGGCUUGUAUCCGAUUAUAUUAAAGUUAGUAAUAUAUCAACAGAACAGAUGCUGUACACAGAGUCAGAUUUAGAAGGUUCCAUGGACCGCAUUGAAACCAUCAACUUCCAUGAGGAGAAGGAUGUGCGAGGAGUCAGGUUCUGGGCAUACAACGCAGGCCACGUGUUGGGGGCCGCCAUGUUCAUGAUCGAGAUUGCAGGUGUUAAGAUUCUAUACACGGGAGAUUUUUCAAGACAAGAGGACAGACAUUUAAUGGCGGCGGAGAUACCAACAGUGCAUCCUGAUGUUCUAAUUACGGAGUCGACAUACGGCACCCACAUCCACGAGAAGCGCGAGGAGCGUGAGAGCAGGUUCACGGGCCUCGUCAGUGAGAUAGUACAGCGCGGCGGACGGUGCCUCAUUCCAGUGUUCGCGCUCGGCCGAGCUCAGGAACUGCUGCUCAUACUCGACGAGUACUGGUCUCUCCACCCGGAACUGCAAGACAUCCCCAUCUACUACGCGUCCAGUCUGGCCAAGAAGUGUAUGGCCGUGUACCAGACAUACGUCAACGCCAUGAACGACCGCAUCCGGCGACAGAUCGCCAUUAACAACCCCUUCGUCUUCAGACAUAUCUCCAAUUUAAAGGGCAUAGAUCACUUCGAGGACAUAGGCCCCUGUGUAAUCAUGGCGUCGCCCGGUAUGAUGCAGAGCGGCCUCUCGCGCGAGCUCUUUGAGUCUUGGUGCACAGAUCCCAAAAACGGAGUCAUCAUUGCUGGUUACUGUGUGGAAGGCACGUUGGCUAAGACGAUCCUGUCCGAGCCGGAGGAGAUCACAUCCAUGUCUGGCCAGAAGCUGCCGCUGAAGAUGUCGGUGGACUACAUCUCAUUCUCCGCGCACACUGACUACCAACAGACAUCUGAGUUCAUCAAUAUACUGAAGCCGCCGCAUGUCGUGCUGGUGCACGGCGAGCAGAACGAGAUGUCUCGCCUGAAGGCGGCCCUGCAGCGCGAGCACCGCGGCCGCCUCCACAUACACACGCCGCGCAACACGCAGCUACUGCAGCUCACCUUCCGCGGGGACAAGACCGCCAAGGUGAUGGGUUCCCUUGCGAUGGACACGCCGGAGCCAGGCACGCAGCUACAGGGGAUCCUGGUGAAGAGAAACUUCAACUACCACAUACUCGCACCCUCAGACCUCAACAAGUACACGGAGUUGACCCAGUCGGAGGUGACGCAGCGCCAGUCGAUCCACUACAGCGGGUCGCUGGGCUUGCUGCGCCACGUCGUCAUGCAGCUGGCGGGCGCCAUCGACUUCCUCUCCGAGACCAGGUGGCGGGUCUACUCGUGCGUAGACCUCACGCUGGAGAAUAACAUGAUCACUCUCGAGUGGGUGGCGCAGCCCGUGUCGGACAUGUUCGCGGACGCGCUGGUGGCGGCCAUACUGUCGGCGUCCGCGCUGGCCGCGCCCAGGCAUCUACCGCUCGCGCCCAAACUGGACCGCAUGCACUUCAAGGAGUGCGUGAUAGAGAUGUUGCAAGAAAUGUUUGGAGACGACGCCGUACCGAAGAUGUUCAAGGGAGACAAGCUGUACGUCAGCGUCGACGACAAGAGGGCCGACAUAGACCUACUCACUAUGGAGGUGAAAUGUCCGUCGGACCCCACCCUGGAGCGUACAGUACAGAGCGCGGUGAGCAAGCUGUACGCGGCGCUGGCGCCGGUGAAGCCGCCGCCCGCCGCGCCGACCUCGUGACCGCGCACUCCUACACGGACCCUGCACUGCUACAGUACACUGGACUUUAUACCUUCUGUAAAUACAUAAAAGAUAUAAAUUGCAGUGUUGGUGAUACAGGACAAUUAAUAUGAAUGGACAUUGACGAGUUGAAAUUGAUAAUUUUGUACUGAAAAUACAUGUUUGAAUGGAAUAUUUUAUGGUUAUUUAUGUGUCCCUUUUACCGGCUCAAGUGUCUACAACUUACAAUAGACGAAUGUAAUGUGAAAUUGUUGAUAAUAAGACAAGUAUUAUGCUGUGAAUGUUUGUUCGUGGAAUAAACUUUGUAUGUUAAGUAAAAA
Messenger RNA from Spodoptera litura, 2668 nucleotides. RefSeq names its product cleavage and polyadenylation specificity factor 73 (gene Cpsf73). Gene Ontology annotation, biological process: mRNA 3'-end processing by stem-loop binding and cleavage. Gene Ontology annotation, molecular function: RNA endonuclease activity; 5'-3' RNA exonuclease activity; RNA binding. The record is from RefSeq and is a predicted model, not a curated record. Gene Ontology annotation, cellular component: mRNA cleavage and polyadenylation specificity factor complex. NCBI's taxonomy places the organism in Eukaryota, Metazoa, Arthropoda, Insecta, Lepidoptera, Noctuidae.